AUGCUGAAAUCAUUAAAGAAAAGUGUCCGAUUGUCACUCAGUGAUUCUAACAGUUAUGAAAAGAAGGAAAAGAAAGAGCCUACAAAGUCGGCAUCAUUUUCCUUGCGCAACCUAGAGCUAACGGUUAAGUAUAUGGGCUAUUUGCCAGUAUCCGAUGCUCGCUCGCUGCAAACGUUAAAACAAGCCAUUCGAUUUGUUGUUCAACAAAGGAUACGUAGAACUCACUCACGAUUUGAAAUGAGAAAUUUCCAAGUUAUUAUUUAUGAUUUAGAAAGUGAAGACACAAUUCUUGAUAUCCCAAUACAGAAAGUAGCGUUAUGUGGUAAAGAAUUUGUCAAGGGUUUCGAAAAAUGUUUUGCAGUCAAUGUUACUACCGAUGAUUCUCAUGUUUGCCAUGUCAUGCAAGCAGCAACGACCUAUGAAGCGGAAAAGUUUUUGGUUAAAAUUGCUGAAGCAUUUGAAGCCCUAGGAAAAAUGGCUAAAAAGUCCAAGCAACGAAAAUCAACGAUUCCUACUCAAGCUGCGCCAACAUCGAAAUCAACACCGGCAUCUGAUGAAAUGGCUCGUUCUGAUAAUGGCAGCCAGCAACGAUCUCGAUAUAGCAGCAAUUUUCUUAAUGUCGAUAACCCUAACACCUUGUCAACAGGGAUCUCGAGGGAUAGUCAUGAUGGUUUAUCGAACUCGAUGGAAACACGACAAUUACCACCCAUUCCAAAGAAUUUCAACUACGAUAAUGCAGAAGUUAGUCAAUCUCAUCACGCUAAUGAGAGCCAUGGACUACAAAUUCGACCGCUACCACCAGUACCAGAUGUAGCGAGAAAUUCGUCAGGCCAUGAUGAUGAAGAUGUAGCGAAUAGAGAAACUCUAUAUGCUAGUUUAAAGAAUACCGUGAAAAAGGAUGAAGUAGAAGAUCCUUAUAGUACAAUUAAAAAUAAACUCGGUGAAGAAAAUCCAUAUAGUACAGUUAAAAAUAAACGUGUUGACGAAAAUCCUUAUAGUUCGGUUAAAAACAAAUCAAACGAAGAAAAUCCCUAUAGUACGGUUAAAGAUAAAUUAAAUGAGGAAGACCCUUAUAGUUCUAUAAAAGACAUUCGUAAGGCUAAACUUAAAUUAGCCCUAAGUCAACCAGGACAAGAAAAUAUAACUACCCAAGGGACACCUCAGUAUCAAACAGAAGAUGAAGAAGAUCCUUAUAGUACUGUUCGUACUAAAACCAAUAGUGAUAAUAGUAAAUCCGAUGUGGUCAUUCAGGUUCGUAGCCCAGCCGGAAAUCUUGAGGUAUCUGCACAUGCAAAUGAUUCGACUAGAGGUAAUCCGGCUAAGCAAGUGGAUGAGCAAACAGGCGAAAAUAAGAGCGGCGCAGUUAUGGCCGAGUUUAAAGCUAGCAUUACUCCAGAUCUAUACGAAGCCAGAAAGUCAUAUCAAAGUAGACGUAGUAUUGCAAAUCAAUGGACUAGUUAUAAUGUCUCCGAAGUAUUUGAAGAAGUGGGCGGCGACGAGCAAAAUGAUGUAAAAUCCAAUAAAAAAUUUUAUGAUCCUACCGAUAUUUAUGUUAAUCUCCAUAAAUAUAGAAUGCAAAAUCAAAAUAAAUCCAGUUCUUCCCGUCAAUAUAAUGAUGUUACUAACAAAAUCGAUGAUAAAGGGGAUAGCGAAAAAGUCCAUCAACAAAGUGCGACUAAGACUAAUGACAGCCAAGUCGAUGGAAAUUUAUCGGUUAACCAACAUAAAUUUUAUCAAAGUAUUAAAGAUGUUCAGAGUACUUAUCAGAAACUUAAAAGUAAAAUAAAAUCGAACUUAGUCAAGCAACAUAAUCAACAGCCAACCCAAUUAGAUACAAGAGAGGCAGUUCGCCGUGUUGUUAGUGAAAUAUAUAAAUAUGAUUACAGGCUAGAUAAUUCUGAAAAAUUAAAAGAAAUUAUUGAUGAAACAUCGAUCAGCGUUGAUUCUAUCGAUCCUGAAACUGGCUACAGCUUGCUGCAUCAUUCAGUAUCAAGUGAAAGUUUAUCUUCGAUCAAUUUUUUCCUGGAAAGGGGCGCUAACGUCAAUGUUCAAAAUAGAGACAAGAGGACACCACUUCAUGUCGGUGUAACUACCGGCAAUUUUUCAAUUGUCAAACGUUUACUUUGCCACGGAGCCGAUGUUACUAUUAAAGAUACGCACGGGCGUACAGCAUUACAUCUGGUUAUGGGUCUGCAAUUAGAUCGUAAAAUGAUGUUACUACUUGUCGAAUAUGGAGCAAGAAUCAGCGAGGCCGAUUCCAGUAGUACAAGACCUGUCGAUAUUGAGCCGGAGCUACGAGUUAUCCAACGAGAAAUGAUCCUAAAAUGCAACGAUGAAUUAUGCACAAUUGAUGUUGGAGCAAUAUUUAGAAUUCGCUCUAGAGUUAAUUCUAAAAGUUCGGUAGGAUCAGGAACAGGUUCCAUAAAAAGUAUAGAAAGUCGAUCGAAUUUUUCUAUAACAAAUGAAGAAGUAAGACUUAAAUUAGGUGGCAUUGAAGAAAAUUCAAAUGAUAAUCCUGAUAAUUUACUAGCGGUUCCUAAUAAGCAACAAAGUGAUAUACCGGGGAGUGAUGAGGAAAAUGUUAACUAUGACAUCGAAUUUGGUGAUGGGUCGGAUAAAUUGACUAAUUUUCCGAAUGUUCUUGAUGCUGCUUUACAUGAUAGCUUUGAUGAUCAAAGUGAAAUUCUUAGUGACGAAAGUAAUACUUUAAAGGACUCUUUAAAAAGUGAAUUUAUAAAAGCUACUAAUGAAAUAACUGAAUCUAGUACGACUGUAAAUAAAGAGACUACCAACGUUAAAUUGGCGCCUGCUAAUACCGAACUUCAAGCAUCACAUCAGAGCGGAGGCAAUAGUAGGAGACAAAUCACUAAAGAAAAUUCUUCUUUUUCUGAUAAUAAUAAGGACGACUUGGUACCAGUUUACCAAGGAGAAAAUUUGAUGAGUGAUGACAAUAUCAACGACAAUGAGUUUAGCAGUGAUUUGGACGCUUGGGGUGGCGUAUUUUCCGAAAUGGAUGCUUGGGAUGAUGUCUUUGUGGAAGAAAAUUCCAAUUUAUCAUGUAAUAGGCAAGGGAAUAACGAUCUGCCUGACACUUCUUCACUAAAGCUUUCAAUAGGUCACUCAUUCGAUCAAAAGCCACUAUCACGAGAAGAUAUUAUCAAGAAUAAGAUUAGUAAUGUAGAGCUUAUUCAAACGUUAAAGAUUGAAAACAGCUAUCUCGAAGGGCCAAAUAAUAAAGCUGUGCUUCCCGAUGAUCCAGCAGAAUUAGAAGAUUUUGACAGUAAAGAAAUAUUUGGGCAAGAAGAAAAAGCCGCUAAAAAUCUUCGAAGUUUAGCAAUUCUUUCCAAGAAUCCAGAAUGUCAUACUAUAAUAUUAUCCUUACUCUUCGCUCCAAACAGUAUCUUGCAGAAGAAUAACCCGAAAAGUUCACCAAGAACUUUAUCUGUUCAGUUGACAGCUUUAGCACACACGGAAUCUUCUGUAAAAUCUCUUCCCCGUUAUUUGGCUUCGUUUAUAUUUACACUGUGUAAAUCCGAUGGUAUUAAUAGUCAAAAGAAAUCUAUCAAUAGCGGAAUUGUUAAUUUGCUGUCUGAUUUAUUGGAUUCUAAAGCUGAUCUGAUCAAAAAAAUAAGUUUAUCGUUGAUAUGGGAAUUACUCCAUAUCGACAGCGAUCGGGAAUUUUGUACAGUCCUAUCGCAUUUCCACGUUGAUCCUAUGCUUGAUUUAGUCGCUCAAUGUGAAGCUGAGCAAGAUAUGCGAGCUGAUGAAUUUGAUCCUAAUGCAAUAGAUGAUAUGUAUAGACAAUAUGUAUUGAAUAGCCAUAACCUGAAAGAUAAGUAA
This is a messenger RNA of Trichoplax adhaerens, 3840 nucleotides long. RefSeq lists its product as uncharacterized. Gene Ontology annotation, molecular function: protein binding. Bases 1 to 3840 code for a protein of 1279 amino acids. Lineage: Eukaryota; Metazoa; Placozoa; Uniplacotomia; Trichoplacea; Trichoplacidae. The transcript has 10 exons. The record is from RefSeq and is a predicted model, not a curated record.